This is a messenger RNA of Astyanax mexicanus (Mexican tetra), 2671 nucleotides long. RefSeq names its product TSR1 ribosome maturation factor (gene tsr1). Gene Ontology annotation, molecular function: GTP binding; GTPase activity; U3 snoRNA binding. The transcript has 15 exons. Gene Ontology annotation, cellular component: preribosome, small subunit precursor; nucleus. The record is from RefSeq and is a predicted model, not a curated record. NCBI's taxonomy places the organism in Eukaryota, Metazoa, Chordata, Actinopteri, Characiformes, Acestrorhamphidae. Gene Ontology annotation, biological process: ribosome biogenesis; endonucleolytic cleavage of tricistronic rRNA transcript (SSU-rRNA, 5.8S rRNA, LSU-rRNA); maturation of SSU-rRNA from tricistronic rRNA transcript (SSU-rRNA, 5.8S rRNA, LSU-rRNA). The coding region runs from base 37 to 2553 and encodes 838 amino acids.
CGUCAUUUAAAGUUUACAUGUGCGGCGUGACCGAAAAUGGCUGCUGGCGGAGAACAGCAGCAGCAAGCUCACCGACCCGGGCUUUACAAACAGAAAAACAAGCAGCACAAGCAUGGCAAACACCGGACUAAAGGAGAGAUCGAGCGGGAGAACAAGGGCAGAGUUGCUGUCAUGGCUCUGUCGAAAAAGCAGAGAAGAGAGUUAAAGAAGUUGGACCGUAGACAUAAAGCCAACCAGCUGAGGCGCAACAAGAAGGACAUGGUGCUGAACGAGAAGCGUCGUUUGGGCAGUAGAGAUGGCCCACCUCACCUGGUGGCUGUCGUUUCCCUGCAUGCUGCUGUGGACGCUGGAGCUGUGACGCAGAUACUGAGAGGAGAGGGGAUUGGAGGGGUGCUGCAUGAAGACCAAGGAGUCAAAGGGGCUAAGGACAGUUUUGGCCUGGUCCUUCCUCGUUUCAAACAGAGAUUUACUUUCUACCGCUCAGAUACAGCUGAUCUGCACUCUCUUCUGGAUGUGGCGAAGGUGGCGGACAGUCUGGUCUUUGUGCUGGAGUCCACUGAGGGCUGGGACAGUUAUGGAGAUUACUGUCUGUCCUGUCUUUUUGCACAGGGAUUACCAAGUCAUGCGUUGGUUUGUCAGGGUAUAGCUGACCUGCCGGUGAAGAAGAGGGCUGAAUCCCGGAGGGCACUGUCCCGCUUGACCGAGGCCCGUUUCCCAGAUGCACGUCUCUUCCCCCUGGACUCUGAUCAGGAUGCAGUGCUUCUCCUUCGCCACCUGGGGGCGCAAAAACAACGGCGGCUAGCUUUCCGCUCUCGUCGCUCACACAUGCUGGUCCAGAGUGCCUCUUACACCCUCAACAGCACCCUGAACGACACAGACAGGCCUCCCACUGGACUAGGGACCCUGCGUGUGUCGGGAUAUGUCCGAGGGUGCCCCCUGCAGGUGAACAGGCUGGUGCAUAUUGCUGGCCAUGGAGAUUUUCAGCUCAGUCAAAUCAGCGCCCCGGUGGACCCUCUACCCAUUAACACUACUAGUUCUCAUCCAGCGAAGCCCGCCAGGGGGGGAGAUGUGGAGAUGAUGGAUGGGAGUCCUGAAGGAGAGGAACGUGUGCUAAUGAAAGCGGACCCUGCUGUGAGAGAGAGUCUGCAGGCUGAGGCUGAGGUUGACCCCAUGGAUGGGGAACAGACAUGGCCCACUGAGUCUGAGCUCCAGGAGGCUGAAGAGGCCAGGAAGAUUAAGAAAGUGAUAAAGGUGCCAAAAGGAACCUCAGACUAUCAGGCCACAUGGAUCGUGGAUGAGGAUGAUGAAGAGUAUGAGGAGGAGGAGGAGGAUGAGGAUGAUAUGGACAGUUGUGACGACGACGACGAUGAUGCUGAUGAGAUAAUGGAAGAUGGGGAUGUUGAAAAUGAGUCUCAGGAUGGGGAUUUUGGAAAGAAUGGUGAAGAUGUUGAGGAAGAGGAGGAUGAAGAACAGGAGGAGAUAAGCUCUACGGGGCGUGUCAGAUUUGAUCUGAAGUAUGAUGAAGGUAUGGACGAGACAGAAGAGAAAGAUGGACUUCAGCGCUAUAGAGAAGCACGAACGCAAGAAAUGUUCCCAGAUGAAGUGGAUACUCCCUUAGACAUACCUGCUAAGACAAGGUUCCAGCGCUAUAGAGGUCUGAAGAGUUUCCGCUCGUCUCCGUGGGACCCCAUGGAGAACCUGCCUCUCAACUACUCACGCGUCUUCCAGUUUCAGAACUUCGAGCGCACCCGCCGCCGCAUCCUGGCCGAGGCUGCUGCUGAGGAAGAGGGAGCUAUGGUUGGCUGGUAUGUGACUCUACACAUUGAAGAUGUGCCUCCCUCUGUGAUUGAGAGCUUCCAGGCAGGCAAACCACUGGUAGUGGUCUCUCUGCUUCCACAUGAACAGAAGAUGUCUGUGAUGCAUGUGUUGGUGAGGCGGCACCCAAGUUGCACAGAACCAAUUCCAUCCAAAGAGGAGCUGAUAUUCCAGUGCGGUUUCAGACGCUUCCGAGCCGCUGGCCUCUUCUCCCAGCACACCUCAGGGGACAAGCACAAGAUGGAGCGUUUCUUGCGUGACGAUGCUCCGACUGUUGUGUCCUUGUACGCUCCCAUCACCUUUCCCACAGCUGGGGUUCUUCUAUUUAAACAGAGAGACAAUGGAAUGCAAGACCUGGUGGCCACAGGCAGCCUGCUGAGCUGUAAUCCUCGGCGAGUGGUCCUGAAGCGGAUCGUACUGAGUGGCCACCCCUUCAAGAUCAACCGGCGCUCUGCUGUCGUCCGUUACAUGUUCUUCAACAGGGAUGAUAUCAUGUGGUUUAAGCCAGUGGAGUUGCGCACCAAGUGGGGGCGAAGAGGACACAUCAAGGAUGCCUUGGGUACUCACGGGCACAUGAAAUGCGUAUUUGACAGUCAGCUGCGUUCCCAGGACACUGUGCUCAUGAACCUGUACAAGAGAGCCUAUCCUCGAUGGACAUAUGACCCCUAUGUGCCUCCUGCUUUACCUUGGGUGAAGCAAGAAGAACCUGAGAAUCUCCAUGAGAUUGAUAUGGAAUAGGAAUUGGGGAAAUGAUGAAUGGACUGAUGAGAGCAGGGGAGGGAAGUCUGCUGUGGUUUGCUAAAUAAAACAAAGUAUAAAUGGAUAUCCCAGAAUAAACUAUUUGAUUAACAUGUUA